AUGCUAUCUAAUCUAUUGAACUGUGUACAAGAUAUUUGGCAGAUACAUUCUACUGCGGUUCUAGUAGCUAUAUUUGCUGCUUUAAUUAUCUACAUCUUCUACUACAGAUAUAUCACUAUUCUACAACAUUUCGACAAAUUAGGCAUACCUGGACCUAAACCAUGGCCUAUUCUAGGCAAUAUACCCGAAAUUGCUCGACUAGGCGGUCAACAUCUAGCUCAUAUGUAUUACACUAAAAAGUACGGAAAAGUAGUCGGCUUAUUCUAUGGUACUGAACGAUUAACCCUUGUCUCCGAUUACGAGAUAAUCAAAAAGAUAUUAAUCAAAGACUUUCAUUUAUUUCCUAACAGACGAUUGCCAAUAAAGUUUCCAUUCGACUACCUUGAUAAAAUGUUAGCUUUUUCAAGAGAUCAAGAGUGGAAAACCAUUCGAGAUACUAUCACUCCUACAUUUAGUGCUAAUAAGUUAAAAGCAGUAUUACCAAUUGUCGAUAAUUCGUCACGAAAGCUUCGAUCUGCUUUAAUAUCUUACGCACAACAAGGAGAAAUUAUCGAUGCACGAGACGUAUUUGGGAAAUUUACAAUGGAGGUAAUCUUAAGUGUCGCGUUUGGCGUACAGCUAAAUACUCAAGAUACUACUUUAACUAAUGCAGCUUCCAAAAUGCUUUCUGGAAUACUAAGGAGAAUUCUAUUUACAAUAAUAUCGCCUAGUUUGCUCGAACUAAUCAGAAAAUCACCGUUAGACUUUGAAGCUAAAUAUUUUCAACAAUUAGAUCAUGCAGCUCGCCAAGUUAUCAAAGAGCGGCGUCAAUCUAGCGCUCCUAAGAGUAAAGACUUCUUACAAUUAGUGUUAGAUGGACGAGAAUCUGGUAAAUUAUCGGACGAAGAUAUUAUUGCUCAAAGUUUUGUCUUUCUACUAGCUGGUUACGAAACUACUGCUAAUACUCUAUCUUCUGUGUGUUACUUACUUGCCGUUAAUCCCGAUGUUCAAGAGAGAUUAAUUAAUGAAGUUGACGAUGCAUUCAGUGGAGUCGACGACGAUUUAAGUUAUGAACAAAUAUUUGAAUUAAAAUAUUUAGAUAUGGUUAUUACCGAAACAUUAAGACUUUAUCCACCUAUUCCUAUUAUUAUACGCGAAGUAGCUCAAGACUGUACUAUUGGAGAUUACCAAUUUGUUGCUGGAACAUCAAUUAUGCUAUCUACUUAUGCCCUUCAACGUGAUAGCGCAGAAUGGCCUGAUCCAGAAAAGUUUAUACCGGAACGGUUUACUCAAGAAGAGAAACAAAAACGUAGCUCGAUGAGUUACUUACCUUUUGGUGCUGGACCAAGAAUCUGCAUUGGUAUGAGAUUUGCUCUAAUGGAAAUAAAGAUAGCAUUAGUAACAGUGUUACGAACAGUUAAGUUUAUUCGUGUUAAAGAAACCGAGGUGCCAUUACAACUAAAUGCCGGAAUUACUAUUUCACCGAAAAAUGGUAUCAAGAUAGGAUUAGAGGAAAGGAGUUCACCAUAA
Molecule: messenger RNA, 1509 nt
Organism: Trichoplax adhaerens
Lineage: Eukaryota; Metazoa; Placozoa; Uniplacotomia; Trichoplacea; Trichoplacidae
Exons: 1
Coding region: 1-1509 (502 amino acids)
Molecular function (GO): heme binding; oxidoreductase activity, acting on paired donors, with incorporation or reduction of molecular oxygen; steroid hydroxylase activity
Source: RefSeq, a predicted model, not a curated record